AUGGACGAUACGGUGCUGGAAAAGGUGCUGGACGCUCGUUUCCUCGAGUUGAAGUUCGUGUUCGACAACACGAAGAUCAAUGACCUCGCCGUGAACAGAUCAGUCAUCUCCGAUGAUAUCUCAGCCGGGUGCCAAAGCGAUCUCGAGACGCUCCACGCGACGGAUGGCCUGGUCACCAUGGUGUGCGGGGUCAUCGUCGCGCGUGACGACGACGACCCUGUCGACGUGCCGCCGUCCGACAUGGGAAGCCACCUUGGCCGCCUUCUGGACUGCGCCGACGGCUCCGACGUCUCCUUCGUCGUCGAGGGCGAGAUGUUUCCCGCGCACCGCGCGGUGCUCGCCGCCCGCUCGCCGGUCUUCAGGGCGCAGCUCCUCGGCGCCAUGGCGGAUGCCAAGAUGCCGUCCAUCACCAUGCACGACAUAUCGGCGGCGACGUUCAAAGCCAUGCUCCGGUUCAUGUACACGGACGCCUUGCCUGCCGACGACGAGCUCGGGGAUUGUCCAUUGAUAAUCGAGGUGUUUCAGGAUCUGCUUGCCAUGGCCGACAGGUACGCGCUGGACAGGUUGAAGCUCAUAUGUGCUAGGAAGCUGUGGGAGAACAUGGCGACAGAUAAUGUCGGCUCAACCUUAGCCUGCGCCGAGACGUAUAAUUGCCCGGAGCUGAAAAGGAAGUGCAUUGCCUUCGUGGCCAAGGACGAGAACUUGAAGAAGAUCGUGCUGACCGAUGGUUUUCUUCAGUUGGUGCAGAAGUACCCAUCGAUUCUUGCCACUACUGCAAAAAAAAAUUUAGAGACGGGUAAAAACGUAUUUUUAGGGGUGGAUGCGGUAUCCGUCCCUAGUUCUCGUAGCUAA
This is a messenger RNA of Panicum virgatum (switchgrass), 852 nucleotides long. Its product is annotated as BTB/POZ and MATH domain-containing protein 1-like. Gene Ontology annotation, biological process: protein ubiquitination. Bases 1 to 852 code for a protein of 283 amino acids. Gene Ontology annotation, molecular function: protein binding. The transcript has 3 exons. The record is from RefSeq and is a predicted model, not a curated record. Lineage: Eukaryota; Viridiplantae; Streptophyta; Magnoliopsida; Poales; Poaceae.